AUGUCAGGCAAAAAGCCAAACCGUCGUCGCGAUCGCAGUCGCAGCCGCAGUGGCAGCGAGGAGAAGGCAGCGGGUGCUACGGCGGGUGGCCGCUCCGAGAUGUCCUUCGCAGAGAAGUUGACAAAGAUCGUCGGAGACAAGAGGGAAGAGCACAAGUCAAGAGAAAAGCUGGCAGCGAAGUGGCGUGCGCAUGAGUCCACGCUGAUCGAAAAGCUCGUUGACAAAUUCAAGGGCAAGUGCAUGAAAGAGGCAGAGAACGAAAGAAGUGAGGCUUCCAUUAGCUUUGCCUCGUUGGUUCGAGAAAUACCCGAGUUUCCGACACAUGUCAUAGUUGACUCGCAGCACCAGGUGGAGAACUGGGGUGAUAGCUCUGCUUCAUGGUGGUAUUAUGCGCAUCGCGGAGUGAACCAUCAGUUCGUUAAUGGCACGCCCAUCUCUUUCGCAGAACUGCUCGAGUCGAUGAUGCCGAGAUUCCUGGAAAAUCUCCAGGACCUUGGUUUUCAGAGCUGCAAGCGAGAACCCGGCACCUGGAAGGUGGUCGCCUCAUGGUAG
Molecule: messenger RNA, 552 nt
Organism: Symbiodinium sp. CCMP2456
Lineage: Eukaryota; Dinophyceae; Suessiales; Symbiodiniaceae
Source: the annotation of a GenBank genome assembly